Messenger RNA from Echinops telfairi (small Madagascar hedgehog), 1596 nucleotides. Its product is annotated as ultra-long-chain fatty acid omega-hydroxylase. Lineage: Eukaryota; Metazoa; Chordata; Mammalia; Afrosoricida; Tenrecidae. Gene Ontology annotation, biological process: ceramide biosynthetic process. The record is from RefSeq and is a predicted model, not a curated record. Gene Ontology annotation, molecular function: heme binding; oxidoreductase activity, acting on paired donors, with incorporation or reduction of molecular oxygen; iron ion binding. Gene Ontology annotation, cellular component: endoplasmic reticulum membrane. The coding region runs from base 1 to 1596 and encodes 531 amino acids. The transcript has 12 exons.
AUGCUGCCCAUCACCGACCACCUGCUGCACCUGCUGGGGCUCAAGAAGACAACGUUCCGUCUGUAUGCCGUGUCCAUCCUCCUCCUCUCGCUGCUCUUCUUCCUCUUCCGCCUGCUGCUGCAGCUGCUGCAGCUCUGCCGCAGCUUCGUCCACACCUGCCACCGCCUGCGCUGCUUCCCCCAGCCUCCUCGGCGCAACUGGCUGCUGGGCCACCUGGGCAUGUACCUCCCAAAUGAGGCUGGUCUCCGAGACGAGUCAAAGGUACUGAACAACAUGCACCAUGUGCUCCUCGUGUGGAUCGGGCCUGUCUUGCCGCUGGUGGUGCUCGUGCACCCCGACUACAUCAAGCCCGUGCUGGGGGCCUCAGCGGCCAUUGCUCCAAAGGAUGACCUUUUCUACGGCUUUCUGAAACCGUGGCUGGGGGACGGGCUGCUACUCAGCAAAGGGACCAAGUGGAGUCGCCACCGCCGCCUCCUGACGCCCGCCUUCCACUUCGACAUCCUGAAGCCAUACAUGAAGAUCUUCAACCAGUGCACGGAUAUCAUGCAUGCCAAAUGGCGGCGCAUGGCGGAGGGCAAAGUUAUCUCCCUGGACAUGUUCGAGCACGUCAGCCUCAUGACCUUGGACAGCCUCCAGAAAUGCGUCUUCAGCUACAACAGCAACUGCCAGGAGAAGAUGAGUGAUUAUAUCUCAGCCAUCAUGGAGCUGAGUGCCCUGGUGGUUCGGCGCCAGUAUCGCCUGCACCACCACCUCGACUUCAUCUACUACCUCAGUGCAGACGGGCGGCGCUUCCGGCAGGCCUGCGACACCGUGCACCGCUUCACCACGGAGGUCAUCCAGGAGCGACGGCAGUCCCUGAACAAGCAGGGGGCAGAGGCCUGGCUGAAAUCCAAGCAGGGCAAGGCCUUGGACUUCAUCGACGUGCUGCUCCUGGCCAAGGAUGAAGAUGGGAAGGAGCUGUCCAACGAGGACAUCCGAGCCGAGGCUGACACGUUCAUGUUUGAGGGCCAUGACACAACCUCCAGUGGACUCUCUUGGGUGCUGUUCAACUUGGCGAAGCACCCCGAGUACCAGGAGAAGUGCCGGGAGGAGAUCCAGGACGUCCUGAAAGGCCGGGAGCUGGAGGAGCUAGACUGGGAUGACCUGACCCAGCUGCCCUUCAUCACCAUGUGCAUUAAGGAGAGCCUACGCCAGUUCCCACCCGUCACCCUGGUGUCCCGCCGCUGCACGGAGGACGUCAAGCUCCCUGAUGGGCGCAUCAUCCCCAAAGGAAUCAUCUGCCUGGUCAGCAUCUACGGGACCCACCACAACCCCUUAGUAUGGCCAGACGCCAAGGUGUACAACCCCUACCGCUUUGACCCUGAGAAUCCACAGCAGCGCUCACCAUUGGCUUAUGUACCCUUCUCUGCGGGACCCAGGAACUGCAUCGGACAGAGCUUCGCCUUGGCCGAGAUGCGCGUGGUGGUGGCGCUGACGCUGCUGCGCUUCCGCCUGACUGUGGAUCGGUCGCGGAAGGUGCGGCGGAAGCCCGAGCUCAUCCUGCGCACGGAGAGCGGCAUCUGGCUGCUGGUGGAGCCGCUGCCUCCGCGGGUCUGA